Temnothorax curvispinosus is the source of this 651-nucleotide messenger RNA. RefSeq names its product fatty acid synthase-like. The annotation marks the transcript as partial. The transcript has 2 exons. Gene Ontology annotation, molecular function: fatty acid synthase activity; 3-oxoacyl-[acyl-carrier-protein] synthase activity. The record is from RefSeq and is a predicted model, not a curated record. Gene Ontology annotation, biological process: fatty acid biosynthetic process. Lineage: Eukaryota; Metazoa; Arthropoda; Insecta; Hymenoptera; Formicidae.
UUUGCUGGAUUAUCCAUGAUUGGAUGCAACGUUUCUCUCAUGGCAAAUAGAAUUUCUUACUGGCUCGGCGUUACUGGACAAUCGCAUAACAUUGAUACUGCAUGUAGUUCAAGUAACGUUGCUAUAGUGAAAGCUUACGAGCUCAUUCGGUCCGGAGAGUGCGACGCGGCCAUUAUCGCUUCCGCCAAUCUAUGCCUCCAUCCUCAUGUACAAUUUCAAUUUUACCAUCUAGGGGUUUUAUCUUCUCAUGGUUACUGUAAACCUUUUGACGAGGAAGGCACCGGAUAUAUGCGUAGCGAUACGGCCGCGGUAGUAUAUCUGCAAAAGGCAAAAAAUGCAAGAAGAAUAUAUGCGACCCUCGUACACGGUAAAAUAAAUUGCGAUGGUUUUAAAGAAGAAGGUGUUACCUUUCCAUCGGUCGAAAAACAAAAAAUGUUAUUAAAUGAAUUUUAUAAGGAAUGUGAGAUCUCACCCAAUGAGUUAUCUUACAUGGAGGCUCAUGCAACUGGUACUGUUGCCGGUGAUCCUGUUGAAGUUAUGUCUAUUGACCAGAUUUUAUGCGCUAAAAGAAGCACUCCUUUAUUAGUGGGCUCGGCAAAAUCGAAUAUUGGACAUUCCGAACCUGCCAGUGGCCUUUGUCAAAUCGCAAAG